UGAUUUAUAAAAAUCGAAAUGCUUCAUAUGUAUUUUACAUUGUCAAAUUAUGAUACUUCGAAAAUCGUUUUUGAAGUUUGAGAGUGCUAUUUCCGAUAGAAGUGCUAAAUCCUGAAAAAAAUCGGUUGGUGUGCACUCUUCUGCCUGACAAAUACCUAAAUGUUUACGCCGCCCCUGUUAAGGAAUCAAUGUUCAUAUUCACUUUCACGUUAAUAUCCAAAUUAAUUCUGUUUGAAGAAGCAUUACUCUGAGUAGUAGUUCUAGUUAAUUAUUUGAUGAUUAUGAUGAUGUCAUAAUAACGGUGCAUUUGCCUAGUAAGGCCUAGGCUUAAUUCAGAUAACAAGCAACAUUGAUAACGCUACAAGAUUAUUUUUGUUCUUGGCCUACUUAUAUCAUUUCUGAUAGCGAGUUAUCAGCUUCAAAGUCCAUUGUACACCCAUCAAAUUCAAAUCAUCCAGAUUUAGAAUUACAGUAGAACUGCAGACACAAAAUGGAACAAAUGACUGUAAGAAUAAUUGUCGUGCUGGUCUACUCUGCACUGGGUGCUGUGGGGAAUAUUGUUACCGUAGAAGAAGGAACAAUACAGGGGACAAGAUUGGUUUUCACCGAUGAGACCAUACUAAAUGUAAAUCGGACAAUCGAUGUUUACCGCGGCAUUCCUUAUGCCGAGGCCCCUAUCGGUGAAAAACGAUUCUCACCACCAGAAGCAAAAAGAUAUUGGAGCCCUGAGAUAUGGAACGGAACUGAAUUCAGAAAUGCAUGCCCGCAAACUAAUCCGAACAUUCAAUCGGUGGAAACUGGCGAAGACUGCCUUUAUUUGAAUAUAUUUGUUCCUUUUAGUGAAACGGUACGUUUGAGACCUGUUAUGGUGUGGUUUCACGGAGGUGCAUUUGUUGUUGGAACAUCGUCGCAACCGGAGUUCGACCCUACGGUCCUGUCAGUUGUUGGAGAUCUUAUAAUCAUUAAUGUUAAUUAUCGACUUGGUAUAUUUGGGUUUUUAACUACCGGUGAGGGCAUCAACCUACUAAUAUUAUCUUAUUUGUUCAGUGUAUCGCAGUACAGUAAUCGGGCGGUGGAAUUGGACACGAACAAGGCCAUUGAAGAUGGACGAAGCGUCGGCCGUGACCUGAAUUGUGACUACCAAACAUCAAGAGACUUUAUAACGUGCCUUCGGAAUAAAACAACAGAUGAGAUCUUAGAAGCGCAAAGAAAGGUCGUACUUCAAACAGUAAAUGUCAUUCCAUUUGUGCCGACGGUCGAUGGGUACUUUCUCGCUGAUAAACCGACAAAACUUCUUGAAAAUGGCAACUUUAAGUCAGCUAAAAUCAUGAUCGGUAACAACAAAGAUGAGGGUACAUUGUGGGCAGUGCGAGCUUAUCCCGCAUUCCUCACUACCCGCAACCCACCAAAAAUGCCGUUAGCUGAAUUUCGUGAAGUAUUUCCAGAGUUUGUAUACUGGUACAAAGACCCACACACAGCCGAUGCGAUUGAACAACAAUACCUAGACUGGACCAUCGUGGAUGACACUAACGCUGAUCACUUUGAGACUUUUGUUAAACUUACUACUGACCAGUCAUUUGCUUGCCCAGCCAAUGACGUAGCCAGGGCGCAUGUGGUAAAUGGAAACGAUGUAUACCGCUAUGAGAUGACCCAUGUACCAAAAACAUCUGUCUGGACGCUGAAAAAAAGGGUAGGACCUAAAUGGAUGGGUGCAACUCACGGGGAAGAUUUACCGUUCAUGUUUGGCUGGGGGUUCAACGAUGCAUUUGAUGACCGGUAUGGAGAGCAACCGGAAGAUGAAAAGAAAAUGGCCGUCCAAUUCAUGACAUACUGGGCGAAUUUCGCUAAUUAUGGCAAUCCAAACGGAAAUUCUAGUGCAAUACAAAAUUUACCUUAUCCCGAAUGGCCGAAAUUUACUCUACCAGAAUUAGAAUACAAACAACUAUCUAAGGAGAUGGAAAAUGGGCGUGCACUUCGAGCAGACGGUUGUAGCUUUUGGCGUAACUAUGUUCCAAGAUUAGCAACUUAUACAGGUGAAAUAUCUGAUGUUGAAAAAGAAUGGCGGGAAAGUUACUAUACUUGGAAGUAUGACGAUAUGCCGGGUUGGAAAACAGCAUUUAAUGAUUACAAAAACAAUGAUCAAUGUGAAAUGCCAUAAAAGUGCUAUUAUAUUAGGCCUUUAACAUUCUUUUAAAGUAACAGGAAAUAGCAUUAAGUUAUGAUUUACAGACUCUUUAUCCUAUCAAUAAAAUCAUUUUUUAUCAUCGUGUCUGCGUAGGAGUAUCCGAAUCCGGACCAAGGUGACUAAAGUCUAUUUUUGAACAGGAUAAUAAUCGAUCUCUUCAGCAUUGUGUCCAAGUGAUAUUGUGUCACACAGUCACAUAGAAAUGCAACAAAACAAGCUUCAAGUUAUACCAGGGACCAGUUAUAUUACAAUAUUAAUAUUUUCAAGUAAUAAAAAUAAUAACAUCUGGUUAUACAAAAUGGUUUUCAUG
Molecule: messenger RNA, 2495 nt
Organism: Anneissia japonica
Lineage: Eukaryota; Metazoa; Echinodermata; Crinoidea; Comatulida; Comatulidae
Product: acetylcholinesterase-like
Exons: 6
Coding region: 491-2158 (555 amino acids)
Biological process (GO): acetylcholine catabolic process; choline metabolic process
Cellular component (GO): plasma membrane
Molecular function (GO): acetylcholinesterase activity
Source: RefSeq, a predicted model, not a curated record